Molecule: messenger RNA, 942 nt
Organism: Nyctereutes procyonoides (raccoon dog)
Lineage: Eukaryota; Metazoa; Chordata; Mammalia; Carnivora; Canidae
Gene: DBNDD2
Product: dysbindin domain containing 2
Exons: 3
Coding region: 1-480 (159 amino acids)
Biological process (GO): negative regulation of protein kinase activity
Cellular component (GO): cytoplasm
Source: RefSeq, a predicted model, not a curated record
AUGGACCCAAAUCCUCGGGGAGCCCUGGAGCGCCAGCAGCUCCGCCUUCGGGAGCGGCAGAAAUUCUUCGAGGAAAUUUUACAGCCGGAGACAGAGUUUGUCUUCCCCCUGUCCCACCUGCAUCUCGAGUCACAGAGACCCCCCAUAGGUAGUAUCUCAUCCAUGGAAGUGAACGUGGAUGCACUGGAACAGGUAGAACUUAUUGACCUUGGAGACCAGGAUGGAGCAGAUGUGUUCUUGCCUUGUGAAGACCCUCCGCCAGCCUCCCAGACAUCUGGGCUGGAUGACCAUCCGGAGGAGCUGAGCCUGCCAGUGCCUACGCCAGACAGGACUGCCUCCCGUACCUCUUCCUCAUCUUCCGAUGACUCCACCAACCUGCACAGCCCAAAUCCCAGCGAUGGUGGAGCAGACACGCCCUUGGCACAAUCUGAUGAGGAGGACGGGGCUGAUGGAGGGGCAGAGCCUGGAGCUUGCAGCUAGCGGUGGGCCUACAUCUACAGACUGGUGGAGCUGGCUCUUCUCCACAGGAGACCCUAGGCCCACUUCAGAGAAGACCAGACUCUUUAUUUGCAGUAGGCACCAGGGGGGCGCAAGGAUGGUGGGAUGGCGUACCUCUCUGGGAAUUAACCCUCCUGCUUUCCUGCUAACCUUUUCCUGCUACAACCCUCCCACCAGUUUUUGGCUUACUCCUGAGGUAGGGCUUACAGGCAAGGAGAUGGAAGGUGAGGUAGGAUAAGAUGCUGCUGCUUUUCUUAGCACCCUUCCCUCCCCCAGACUCUGCUGUAGUCUUCCAGUUGAGGCUUCUAAACCCGUGUUUCUAAGUGGAUGUGAACUCCUUAGCACUCCCUGUGCAGUGGUAGGUACUUCAGCCAUCCUGCUCGCCUAUGUCCUGUUUGGGAACAGGACACAGUAUAAAUAAUAAACAAAUAAUCAUAUACCAAC